Molecule: messenger RNA, 420 nt
Organism: Arachis ipaensis
Lineage: Eukaryota; Viridiplantae; Streptophyta; Magnoliopsida; Fabales; Fabaceae
Source: RefSeq, a predicted model, not a curated record
AUGAGUCCCUUUCGGAUUGUCUAUGGUAAGGCAUUCCACCUUCUAGUGGAGAUUGAGCAUAAGGCCUAUUGGGCGGUUAAGCAGUGUAACAUGGAUUUCACCAAGACGGGUAUAGCCAGAAAAUUACAACUAGGAGAACUUGAGUGUCUUAGGAUCAAGGCAUAUGAUAAUGCUCGAAUCUACAAGGAAAAGACUAAGGCGUUUCAUGAUCACCAUAUCCGAAAGAAGGAUUUUCAAGAAGGUGACGAGGUUUUCCUCUAUAACUCGAGGCUCAGAUUCAUUCCUGGGAAGCUCCGUUCAAGAUGGGAAGGACCCUUCAAGGUGAAUGGACAUAGAGUGAAGAAGUUCCAUGGCUACAAGUCACCAAAGGAUUUAGAGGUGUUCCUGCUUACGGAUGCACUAAGAGGAGGAGAAGCUUAA